GGGAUGUUGUCGAUAGUACAAAAUGACUUGCUUCUACUAGAAAACCAACUGCCUUGGAGAGUUCUUGACUGCUUAUUCCAUCAAGUACCUGGUGGAAAAUGCAAGUCCCUUUGGGAGCUUACUCAAAGGGUCCUUCCGAGUUGGAAAGGUUUAGAAUAUUUUGUUUCUCAUGUUCCAAAUACAUUGCAAAGCAGACAUUUACUCGACACUCUUAGAAUUCUUUCAGUUGAAUUUGAAUCGGACAAGAACGAGAAGGUUUGUCCAUUUCGGGUGCGGAUCCCCUCUGCGACAGAGCUUCUCCAAGUCGGAGUCAAAUUUAGACGUAAAAGAGGUUUCGACAGCAUACUCAACAUAACCUUGCUCGAUGGAUUGAUGGACAUUGCACCAAUAACUUUGGACGCCGAAAAAUCUGUCUUCAGAAACCUCAUAGCCUUGGAAGAGUAUGAACCAAGGCACCAUAAGUAUCAAAUUACCUCUUAUGACAGGGUCAUGCAUGACCUUAUUAAAUCUAGCAAAGAUGUGGAGUUUCUCAUUCAAAAAGGCAUUAUUAACACCAUUAGUCUGCGAAAGGAGGACAUAGUCUAUUUCUUCAACACCAUUCUUGAUGAUAGUAAUACAGUCUCCUCUUGUUCCUCUAUCGUGUUACUUUCUGCCGGAGUGACUGAGUAUUAUGAUCACCGUUGGCUACGAAGAUGGAUAGCGUCAAUCAAGCGUGAUUACUUGUACAAUCUAUCAUCAAUAUGGUCAAUCUCUAAUGCAGUUGUGUUUAUAACAAUUUUGACCAUCAUACAAACCGUGUAUUCAGUUCUCUCUUACUACAUGUCGUAGCCUUCUGGUAACAACCUCUGCUUUUCUCAUCUUUUUUUUUUUUUUUUU
Molecule: messenger RNA, 876 nt
Organism: Rosa rugosa (rugosa rose)
Lineage: Eukaryota; Viridiplantae; Streptophyta; Magnoliopsida; Rosales; Rosaceae
Product: UPF0481 protein At3g47200-like
Exons: 1
Coding region: 4-828 (274 amino acids)
Source: RefSeq, a predicted model, not a curated record